Messenger RNA from Schizophyllum commune H4-8, 718 nucleotides. RefSeq lists its product as uncharacterized. The record is from RefSeq and is a predicted model, not a curated record. NCBI's taxonomy places the organism in Eukaryota, Fungi, Basidiomycota, Agaricomycetes, Agaricales, Schizophyllaceae. The transcript has 2 exons. Bases 64 to 624 code for a protein of 186 amino acids.
AACUGACCCCCGCGCAGCUAGAUCUGCAGCGCGUACGUGUGGUCUUCGGGCUUGAAGUUGAACAUGUGCCAUAUCCACGCACGCAAUGCGCAAUUGGAGUACGAAUCGAAGUUCACCCUCGACCUGCCAAACUGCAGCACGCUCUGGCGCCCCCAUACGCUCGACGUCAACUCGGCCAUACGCCACGCGAUCCGGCACAGUCCUCUCGGCUAUCUCACUUUCCCACAUAGCGACCCUCCCAACCUCGAUCGCGCUCUCCACGCGACCGAGCGCAUCGAUCCCGCAACCGCUCUGCCCUUCGAGAUCGUGUCGAAGAUCUUCGUGCACGUAUACGGGGCCGCACCCCUAUUACGGCGCUCUGACCAGAUCGCGCACACGGUUGCGUGUGUGAACCCGCAGUGGCGCGACAUCGCGCUCGCAAGCCCCGCGCUCUGGGCGACCAUCUCCGUCGGGAACUGGACGGGGCGAACGGGCGACUAUACCGCACUGGCCCUCGCGCGCAGCAAGGGGACGCCCAUCACGGUCGCCUGCAUCUCGCAGUCCGACAGCGUCUUUGAGGAAUUCAUGGGCUUGGUGCUGCCUCAUAUCGCGCGGUGGCGCACCGCCAUCCUCUUGUAUCCCUGAACACGUCACCUAGCCCUAUCGCCUAUGGGCCGCACUUCGAGUCCGCGUUCAUCGAUGUUCUACCCUCGUCGUACAUCAAGGAUUUCACCUUCCU